AUGUCACCAAUUAAAGUGUUAAUGGUGGCUGAGAAGCCAUCAAUCUCUGAUACUAUUUCGAAGAUUCUUUCAAAUGGAAAGUUAGUCACACGGCGUGCAAAAACUCCUGUACACGAGUUUAAUGGGAACUUUAGGGGAAUGAAUGUUCAAUUUAAGGUAACUUCAGUCGCAGGUCACGUUUUUGAAACUAACUUUCCUCAAAGCUACUCCAACUGGGAAAAAACAGAUCCAGUUUCUCUUUUUGAUGCACCAAUAAUUAAAAAUGAAUCUUCAUCAAAAAUGAUUUCACAUUUAGAAAAAGAAUCGAAAGGUUGUAGUUACUUAGUACUUUGGCUUGACUGUGAUAGAGAAGGAGAAAACAUAUGUUUUGAAAUAAUUAGUGUAGUUUCGAACAACAUGAACAAAGGAAGAGAUCAGAAGGACUGGGUUUUCAGAGCAAAGUUUUCGUCAAUUGCUCCAAGUGAUAUUUCUUAUGCAAUGAAGAACCUAGUUUCACCGAAUAAGAAUGAAUCAGAUGCUGUAGAUGUGAGACAAGAGCUAGAUCUAAAAAUUGGAGUUGCCUUUUCAAGAUUGCAAACAAAUUAUUUGAAGAGCAAAUUUGGUGAUUUUAAUAAAAGUUCAAUAAUUUCUUAUGGCCCUUGCCAGACUCCAACGCUUUUUUUUACUGUCCAAAGAAGAGACUCAAUAAGUAGCUUUAUACCAGAAAAAUACUACACAAUUUCUGUGACUUUAUCUAAAGACUCUCAAGAUAUAAAUCUUAACUGGAGUCGUUCCAGAGUAUUUGAAAUUCAGGUUGCGAAUUGUUUUCUUCAAUUAAUUCAAAGUAAGAAACCAGUAGUAGCAAGAGUUAUUGAUAUUACAAGCAAAAACACAAGAAGAAUUAGACCAUUACCUUUAAAUACCGUGAGUAUGCUCAAAUUGGCAUCUACAGUACUUGGGAUUGGACCAUUUCAAACAUUGAACAUUGCAGAAAAGUUGUAUCUUUCUGGCUUUACUACUUAUCCUAGAACAGAAACAUCAAGAUAUCCAAAGAAUUUUGAUAUAAAAUCUACAAUAGCGAUGUUUAAGAACAAUCCAAUAUGGGGGAGUUAUUCAUCAGAAAUGCUUCAAAAAGGUUUCAACUUGCCAAGAAAAGAUGGAGUAGAUUUAGGUGAUCACCCUCCAAUUACACCAGUUAGGUCUGCAACUCAAAGUGAUUUAGAUGGGGAUUCUUGGAGACUUUACGAUUUAAUUACUCGGCACUUUUUUGCAACAAUAUCAAGUGACAUAAAAAUAAUAAACAAAACGAUUAAAUUUGAUCUUAAUGGAGAGACUUUUGUGCUAAGUGGGAAGCAAAUCAUAGACCAUGGAUUUUCAGUGAUUCAAGGAAGAAGUGCUUGUUAUGAAUCAAGUGUUAUUCCAAAUUUUGCUCAAAAUGAAUUAGUUUCAAUUAAAAAUAUAGAGAUUAUCACUAAAGAAACAAAACCUCCACCUAUUUUAAGUGAAAGCGAUCUACUUUCUCUAAUGGAAAAAUAUGGAAUUGGAACAGAUGCUUCAAUGCCAACACAUAUCCAAAAAAUUCAGGAGCGUGAAUAUGUAAAGUUAGUUGCAGGAAGAAGGUUGGAACCCACAAAAUUAGGUACUGCUCUUGUACAUGGAAUUAUGAAUGUAGAUCAUGAGCUUGUUAUGCCUAUGAUUAGAAGCGAGAUGGAGAAAUAUGUUGAUCUUAUUGCUAAAGGUAAAUAUAAUCAUAAGGCAGUACUUAAACACUCGCUAUCGGUUUUUAAGCUGAAAUUUCUUUAUUUUGCAGAAAAUAUUAGUCUCUUUGAGUCAUUGUUUCAGCUUGGUUUUACGAAUAUCUCAGCUUCUUGUAGCAGAAUUAGCAGGUGUGGACAGUGCAAAAGAUAUAUGACUUAUAUCUCGAAUAUUCUUCCUCAAAGGCUAUACUGUUCUUUCUGUGAAAUUUAUCUAGAUAUUCCUCAGAGAGGCACUAUUAAAAUAUACAAAGAACUUAAAUGCCCAAUUGAUGACUAUGAAAUAUUAUUAUUUACUGAUCAAAAAGGGAAAAAAAGUAUCUUUUGCCCAAGAUGUUACAACGAUCCUCCUUUUAUGGAUGCUAAAGAUAAUAUGUUUUGUAAACUUUGUCCUCAUCAAACGUGUAACUUCUCGUUAAAAUCAACAUUUUUUAUGGCUUGCCCAAAUCAGGAAUGUAGAGAUGGGAUUAUCACAUUAGAUUUAAGUUCUUCUCCUGAUUGGAAAUUCGAUUGCUCUAGAUGUUCUACAUCUUUCUCAUUAAAAAAAAGUAACUCUGCAAAGAUUUCUCUAUGUGAGCACUGUGAGAAAUGUGGAUCUAGAAAGCUUAAGGUUAGCACAGAAAAAAUACUAUCAGAAUACCUACUUGGGUGUCCAAAUUGUGAUGAACAAAUAUUCAAUUUAAUUGAAGUAAUCAACGCACCUAAAGUUGUCUAUAAAUCAGAUAGAAAGAAAACUAGUUUUAGAGGUGGAGGGAAGAAAGGAAAAAUACAUUAA
Messenger RNA from Cryptosporidium ubiquitum, 2508 nucleotides. RefSeq names its product DNA topoisomerase III beta-1. The coding region runs from base 1 to 2508 and encodes 835 amino acids. The transcript is spliced from 2 exons. Gene Ontology annotation, cellular component: nucleus. Gene Ontology annotation, biological process: DNA topological change. The record is from RefSeq and is a predicted model, not a curated record. Gene Ontology annotation, molecular function: DNA topoisomerase type I (single strand cut, ATP-independent) activity; DNA binding. NCBI's taxonomy places the organism in Eukaryota, Apicomplexa, Conoidasida, Eucoccidiorida, Cryptosporidiidae.